This is a messenger RNA of Acanthisitta chloris (rifleman), 3338 nucleotides long. Its product is annotated as fragile X mental retardation protein 1 homolog. Gene Ontology annotation, molecular function: mRNA 3'-UTR binding; translation regulator activity; protein homodimerization activity. Lineage: Eukaryota; Metazoa; Chordata; Aves; Passeriformes; Acanthisittidae. The annotation marks the transcript as partial. The record is from RefSeq and is a predicted model, not a curated record. Gene Ontology annotation, cellular component: axon; dendritic filopodium; postsynaptic density. The transcript has 6 exons. Gene Ontology annotation, biological process: regulation of dendrite morphogenesis; central nervous system development; positive regulation of protein phosphorylation.
GAAAAGUAAUAGGAAAAAAUGGCAAACUCAUUCAGGAGAUAGUGGACAAAUCUGGCGUUGUAAGAGUGAGAAUUGAGGCUGAAAAUGAUAAAAAUAUUCCACAAGAAGAGGGCAUGGUACCAUUUGUGUUUGUGGGAACCAAGGAUAGCAUCACUAAUGCAACUGUUCUUCUGGAUUAUCAUCUUAAUUAUUUAAAGGAAGUGGACCAGCUGCGUUUGGAAAGAUUGCAAAUUGAUGAGCAACUUCGACAGAUCGGAGCUACUUCCAGGCCACCGCCGAACCGUACGGAUAAGGAGAAGGGGUACAUGGCUGAUGACGGCCCAGGGCUGGGGCGCGGCAGUCGGCCUUACAGAAACCGAGGGCACAGCCGGCGUGGGCCAGGCUAUGCUUCAGGAACUAAUUCUGAAGCAUCAAAUGCUUCUGAAACAGAAUCUGAUCACAGAGAUGAACUUAGCGACUGGUCAGCAGCCCCAGCGGAAGAGGAGAGAGACAACUACCUGCGCAGGGGAGAUGGGCGAAGACGUGGAGGUGGUGCAAGAGGCCAAGGAGGAAGAGGACGUGGAGCAUUCAAAGGAAAUGAUGAACAGUCCCGAACAGAUAACCGUCAGCGUAACUCAAGAGAUGCAAAAGGGAGAACAGCAGAUGGAUCUCUUGAGAAUACCUCCAGCGAAGGCAGCCGGCUGCGCUCGGGGAAGGAACGGAGCCAGAAGAAGGAGAAGACAGACAGUGCAGAUGGUCAACAGCCGCUGGUGAACGGAGUACCCUAAACUGCAUAAUUCAGAAGUCAUAUUUCCUAUACUGUUUCAGUAAUUACUAUUCCAUGUUAGAGAAACUUGUUAGGCCAAAGACAAAUAGUAGGCAAGAUGGCGCAGGGCAUGAAAUGAACAUAUGUUCUCUGUUAGCCUUUUUUACCAUCACCAGUAUGCAGUUGUUUUCAGAAUAAGAAGUUAUUCCAAUAUUUGCAUCAAAAUACCUGAACUUCCGAAAAUCGCUUCCAAGUACAUAUUGCAGUUCAAACAAUGGAAGAUUCUUUUGUUUGUUUUAAAAAUACUGAGCUGUGCAUUGGUAAACUUUCUGUUCAGUUGUACCAUUUUAACACAUUGGGUCAAAUUCACUGCUCAAUUUCAAUUUUCAGAAUAAAUAGUGUUUGCAGUAAUCAAAUGGCUUCUGUUUUCAAUCUAACUUACCAGUUCUUCAUGAAAUGCUAAGUCGUUUUAUGUCCUGUGUCAGUUCACAUUCUGGUCCACCUUUUUCAAUAUUUUGGUGGACCCUGAAAUAUGUGUGAUGUAACAAUUGUCAUUUUCAUUAGCAAAAAAGUUGUAUGAUCUGUGCCUUUUUUAUAUCUUGGCAGGUAGGAAUAUUAUAUUUGGAUGCAGAAAUCAGGGAAGAUGAGUUGGUAACACUAAAUGUAAAAUAUAUGUAGCAAUCCUUGUCAGACGUUAGUACUUUAUAGACAAGUGCAUGCUUUCCAUAAUUUUUUCCUUACAUAAACAUUCAGUUAGGCAGUUAUAAGAAUAGGAAAUUUAUUUUGCACUGAAGAUUUGGCAAAUAGUGUUAUUGAAAAAGGGGUGUAAUUUUUUCUUUGUAGGCAGUACAGAAGCUUUUUUUUUUAAAAAAAAAUGUAAAAAAAAAAAACCUUUCCAUUGUGGAAAACUAAAAAACUCAUUGUUACUGAGGGAACAAGUGUAACAUGUUCACAAGCUAGUAAUGUGUGCCUGCUAUUUGGCCAGAUGACCAGCCUAGCGUUGAUGGUUUUCAUUCUCCUAAAAUUUUUGAAUUGCUUAUUUUGAUUUGGGAGCUAUUUCAGGAGAGGUAGGAAGAAAAUUAGCACAUGUAAUGCCCUGGAAAGUUCAGAGACAGUAGUGGAGAUAUUUGAGAUAGAUCAAAAGCUCAUUGUAUUUUGAGGUACAAGGUCCUAGUUAGCAGCCAAUACGAAGGUGUCGCAGAACUUGAUCCAAAGUGCAGCCAUACACCAGGGAAGGGUGGGAAGUGGUGGGAGAAGCUGUGCUUUCUUUCAUUUCUGAUCACACAUAAAACUUACUGGGCACAACUGCAUAAGGACCUCCAUUUUAAUCCAUUUUUAUUCAGAUUACUCCAGAAGGAGAGCCACUGUUUAUGUACAGAAUUGUACAAACUUGACCUUGCCUCUGAUGUAUUUUGUGAGUUUUGUUUCUUUGCUUUCUUCAUUCUUUUUGUUUCCUUGCAUACAGGUGAGCAUACUAAAACUGGCAACGAACUGCACAUGAUUUAACAAAUAUAAAAAUGUCUUAAAAAGUAUUGCCAAACAUUAAUGUUGAUUUCUAGUUAUUUAUUUUGGGAAUGUAUAGUAUUUGAAAACAGAAAUUGGUACCUUGCACACAUCAUCUGUAAGCUGUUUGGUUUAAAAUACUGUAGAUAAUUAACCAAGGUAGACUGACCUUGUAAUGUAACUGCUCUUGGGCAAUAUUCUCUGUACAUAUUAGCUACAACAGAUUGGAUUUUAUGUUGACAUUUGUUUGGUUAUAGUGCAAUAUAUUUUGUAUGCAAGCAGUUUCAAUAAAGUUUGAUCUUCCUCUGCUAACUGAUGUUGAUGCAAUCCUUACAAAUGAUUGCUUUUAAAAAUCUCAACUUACAAAAUGUAGAAAGUAUUUCUUUGUUUAGACUUUAACUGUAGCCAUUGUUUAUUUACACACUUUAGAAAAGUCUCAAAUAUUACCAGUUUUCAAAAAUAUGGCGCAUAAUGCUCAAGGAGAUGCAGUCUCAUAUGGAAUGGUACAGUACCUGUUGAGUGGUCACACUUCAUGCACUCUAUUUCUCACAUCCAGUGGUUGAGUUCACUAAGGUGCUAACUAGGUUAAAUGUGAAAUUACUAAACUAGUCUGACUAAUUGGCUGCAUUCCAUUUUCAAGUGGAUUUUGGGGUUUAUGACCUUUUUCAGUAUUUGUGUGCUUAACAUGUAUCCCUUUCAAUUCAUAUUCCAGUGGUUUUAAAUGUUAUUAAAUUUCAACAGAUUAAACUGUGAAUCUAAAUGUACACUUUUAUUUUGAAAAGUCAUGUUGUUACAAAACUUGAAAGUGCAACAAAUGUCUGAUGCUUGAGUUCAGGUCCGUCCGACUGGUAACUUAUAAAGUAUGGUCUAAUGAAUUAAAAUUAUUUUUAAAAUAAAGUUCUUUAAAAAGAGUGAGAGGUAUUUGUGAAUGGUGCCAAAGUCUAAAUUCAGUAGGGUUAAGCUCAAAGCCUAUGAAUUAACAAAUGCUUAUAAAAAUAGAAGUUUUGUGUUUGCUUUCUUUACUGGAUACAUUUUUGUUGAUGGUGGUGGGAGGUAUGACUUUCAGAGUUGCUGUUAAAACUUUAUCAAG